AUGUUGGCUGAUGAACAAAAGCACAUAAGGGAAUUAGCUUUAAGGCGGAUAUUAAAAUGCAGAGCUAAUGAUGCCACUCUAAAUACUGUUCGAGUCUUCAAAGUUCCAAAGCUAAACUUUGAUGCGAUCAACUAUUACGACAUGAUCGAUUGGCAUGCAACCGAGAUCACAGAGCCACCCCUUACAAAAGAUAUCACAACUGAAGCUUUAGAACAGAUGAUAAUGGAUAUUCCUAAUAACAUUGAAUUUUUGAAGUUGCCUUACCAUACUCAGGCAGUAGAAAGAAUGAUAAAAUUAGUUACAGAAGCGUCACUUUCAGUUUGUGGAGAAAAAGCAAGAGAUGGCUUUAUUCGUACUAAACUUGCACCUCAAAAUGAUAUACCAAAAUUUGAAACUAAAAAACACUUCAUUAUUUAA
Messenger RNA from Helobdella robusta, 417 nucleotides. RefSeq lists its product as hypothetical. Lineage: Eukaryota; Metazoa; Annelida; Clitellata; Rhynchobdellida; Glossiphoniidae. The record is from RefSeq and is a predicted model, not a curated record. The transcript has a single exon. The coding region runs from base 1 to 417 and encodes 138 amino acids.